This is a messenger RNA of Stylophora pistillata, 3470 nucleotides long. Its product is annotated as O-acyltransferase like protein. NCBI's taxonomy places the organism in Eukaryota, Metazoa, Cnidaria, Anthozoa, Scleractinia, Pocilloporidae. The record is from RefSeq and is a predicted model, not a curated record. Gene Ontology annotation, molecular function: acyltransferase activity, transferring groups other than amino-acyl groups.
GAUGCCUGAAUGUUGCAAGCCUUGUUUCGAGGCCUUUGCCGUUUUUUUCGUGCUUUGCUCAGUUCAGAAGUCAUCAUCAGUGUCCUAUAGGCUAACACGUACAGCUUACGAUGAGAUUAUUAGGAAGAUAGGUGUCUCUUUCGAGUCUUCUCCAAAUAUCUUCUUCACUCUGAACGUCUCCAAGGAAUGCAGCGAAACUCUGGCAAAUCUCUCCUUGAAGCCUGACUUCACAAAAUACCUGGAUGCCAUGGGUAAACCUCAAAGUGGAUUACUAUUGGGAAAUAUUGGUUGGUUGGGAUCCUACAGUGAAUGCACAAAGACAAUUAGUGAUGCACAGUAUUGCCUGGCUUACAUCUCAUUUAAUAAGACUGUGCCCAUUCAUUGGGGUGUUUGCGUACCAAAACAAUGCAGUGAAGAAGAUGUAACAAAAGCUCUGCAAGAAAUCUUCUCAGCCGGUAGCAAUGAGUCGGUGGUGAGCUUGGACCCUCAGCCAGUAAGUUUGAUCGGAAAUCCAUCCCAUAAGAAACCUGUUUUCUGCAGUAAACCGUCAGAAUACACAACGGGAGUAAAGUUAACGCUGAUUUUAAUAGGCUUAGUUUUACUUCUCUGUCUGGUUGGAACCAGCUUGGACAUAGCUUUUGGCUUUAUGAAACCAAACUCCGCACCUGUCAACAAAAGUGAUGGCUUUAUGCCGGUCAAAGAGGCUUCCAUGGCAACAGACCGUGAUACCAUCAGUGACAGUUCAAAUCUAAUCCACUCUUCCACAGUGGUUUCCUCGAGUUCAAGCCGAAUUUUGUCAAGUUAUCCUCAAGAACCCGCAAAGCCAAAUUUGGUGUCGCGAUUCUUGUUAUGUUUUUCAUGGAUCCAAAACACAAAUCGUAUCAUGGAUACCAAUGUCCCUCCCAGUGCUAUUACGUCAAUCAAUGGUAUGAGAGUACUAAGCAUGUGGUGGGUCAUCUUGGGACAUCUUUACUCCAUACAAAUGAUAACAUCUAUCAGUAAUUUAAGGUUAUUCACCGACAUUAUUCAUCGCUUCACUUUCCAAGCGGUUGGCAAUGCAACCUUUUCGGUGGACAGUUUCUUUUUCCUGAGCGGUCUUUUGGUAGCUUAUCUGGCACUUCGUAAUAUGGAAAAGAAAAAUGGAGAACUUCCCCUUUUCAUGUAUUACUUUCAUCGUUUCUGGAGGUUGACUCCAACUUACAUGUUCGUUUUGCUGUUUUUCGAUAAAAUGACGUCUUUCCUGGGCGAGGGUCCGAUGUGGUAUACAAUUCAGUCGGGCAACACUUGCGACAGUUACUGGUGGACGAAUCUGCUCUACAUUAACAACUUUUAUCCGACUAAAUUUUCAAACUCGUGUAUGGGCUGGUCCUGGUACCUAGCUAAUGAUAUGCAGUUUUAUAUCAUCUCUCCUGCUAUCCUCUUCACGGCGUACAGGUUCCGCCUGCGAGGACUGCUUCUCAUUGUUGCCGUGUUGACGGGGAUCAGUUUUGUCACAACAGCUAUCAUCUAUGCACACUAUGAUCUUGCAGCUGUUCAGCUAAGUCCUGCAACUAAGGCUGAAACAGCGGCUGGUAUUGAUUCUUCUUCUCUCACUUAUGUCAAGCCCUACUGUCGUAUCGCACCUUAUCUUGUUGGUAUGUUGUUGGGUUACCUACUUGUUCACGCAAAGAAUUGGAAACUUCCUUCAAAGACCAAGAUGCGCUUGUUCAAUAUGGCUGGUUGGUGUGUGGCCAUUGCCCUCGCUCUGUCGACACUGUAUGGCGAAUAUAAAGUCUUGCGAAAGGACAAUCCUAAACCUUUCUCUCGCGCCGAGAAUAUCACGUACGGGACAUUUUCCCGCUUUGCGUGGAGCCUGGCCUUAGCUUGGGUGGUUUUUGCUUGUCAAAAUGGAUUUGGGGGUUUGGUGAAUAAGAUUUUGUCAGCUCGAUUCUGGAUUCCAUUAAGUCGUCUGACAUACUGUGCGUACCUCGUUCAUAUACUCGCCAUUGUUGCACUCUAUGGAUCGUUUGAGACUGUACAAGCAUAUUCUGAUGUCCAUAUUUCCAUCUCUUUUGUUGGAGUGAUCGGUAUUUCGUAUGCUGCAGCUUUUUUGGUGUCUGUAUGCGUGGAAUUUCCUAUGAUGCAGCUGGAGAAGCUUAUUUUUAAUCGUGGCAGAGGAGUUCGUGGUACUCGAUUACAUCAUGCCUGCCGUUCUUGAUAAUCUCGAUAGAAUUAGUAUGGCACCACCUUCGCUUUACUGGACAUGCUUCAUGUUUGGUCUGAGGGCACCGACGGGAAUGGAGCAAUGUCCAUCAUCUGUCCAUGUCAUAGCUAUCACGAGUCCCUGGAUAUUAUGAAAUUUAAGGAAUUAGCCAUCCAUCACGACAAAAUAUGCGGGUUACUUUUCCACAAAAUUGUAAAUGACAACAAUCACCAUCUUCAAAAGUUAAUACCAGUAGCACCUGAAACUACCUACUUGUUAAGGCGUGCGCUACCUUUUAAUGUACAACGCUUCAAAACCAGCUGUUUUAAGAAUAGUUUUAUUAUUUCCUCAUGUCUUAAACACGAAGGCGCGCAAUGAAAGGAGCCUUAGGUCCCACUGGACCAUUCUUCAAUCAACCGUCGUGCGAUGUAGAACUCUUAGGCCACUAUUUGUGAUCGACCACUAAAAGUUGUCGACAACUAAAUAAGUCCGAUAAAGGGAUUCCACACACUGGCGCUCAAAUACUGAUUUAGCAACCGAUUCGCGGGGAGGUUGGGCACCAAGAGCUUUCUUUGCAUUUUCCGUAUCGCCAUAACGCCAGAGCUACUCUUUCAUCGACAUCAUUGGACUGCCUCAUUCUUCUCGUUUCUCGGUGAAUAUAAGGGGUCAGUCUCUCAACAAUAAGAAGAAACGUACCCCUGUCUACUCGUAAAUUGGUGAUAAACUCACCGUCAUUCCAGUUUCUACGGCACCUUGGCCAAAAUUCCGUCGAACGAACUUUGCGCUAAAUUUGCUGUUCAAUCGUUUUGGAUAAAAUAUCCUUCACCAGAACUUGUUGGUGAGCACAAGGUGCCGCAAUAAUGACAUCGUUAGUGUCGUUUCCACCUCCAAGAAGGACGUGGAGAAGAAAGAUCAAAAAGAAUGUUUUCUUUACCGAGUAUUUUACUUCUGCAAUCCUCCAUGUUUUAAGCCAGCUGGGAAAGCCGCUGACACAAUAGCGUGGAGAUCUAAUAGUAGUCGACAACUAAAACAAAAGUUUUCACACAUUAAAAAAACGCUAAAAAAAUGAGGCCGUCGACAACUAAUAAUUUGCGUUUUAGUUGUCGACAACUUGCGCCACAGACUACGUUUUUUAGUUGUCGAUAACUUUUAGUUGUCGACAACUAAAUCCCUAGUCUGUGGAGGGCCUUAGAGUCAAAUCAGCUUGAGCUGCAGCUACUCCAAAGCAGUGAACAGCGGGCGCAUUCCUCAAAAUUGUUUUAUGUCUUCAUCGCAAUACAAGAAUUUU